AUGGGCCGCCGCAGCAGCAGCAGCAGCAGCAGCAGCAGCUGCUGCUACAGCAACCCGCUGCUGUCUGACUCGGACGACGGCGAGCCUCAGCCGCAGGACUGCGGCAGCAAGUCCCAACAGGAACAGCAGCAGCAGCAGCAGCAGCAGCAGCAGCAGCAGCAGCAGCAGCAGCAGCAAAAUGGAGGCCCCCUCAAAAAGAGCCGCCUGGACGCUGCAGGCAGCUCGAGGGGCCUGUGGGCCUCCAGGGGCCCCCCUGCUGCCAGCAGCACGCAGCAGGCAGCUGCUGCUCCCGGUAGCAGCAGCAACACUGCAGCAGCAGCAGCAGCAGCAGCAGCAGCAGAACCGGCAGCAGCAGCAGCAGCAGCAGCAGCAGCAGCAGCGCCGAGGGGCUUCACAGGCAAAGCUGUGCCUGAUGGGGCGCUGGUGGUGCUGAGGGAUUUCGCUGGGAAGAAAAGCCUCGCAAGGGCCCAGAGGGACCCGGAACACGAGGGGGCCCCCUCUCAGUUUUGCUUCGACCUCGCGCUGCUGCCGGGGGCCCCCUACGGCAGCAGCUUCAGCUGGGGCGGAAAUGCGUGGCUGCGGACGCAGCGGGAAGCAGCAAUUCCCAAGGGUUUGCUGCUGGCU
Molecule: messenger RNA, 624 nt
Organism: Eimeria necatrix
Lineage: Eukaryota; Apicomplexa; Conoidasida; Eucoccidiorida; Eimeriidae
Exons: 2
Source: RefSeq, a predicted model, not a curated record